This is a messenger RNA of Leishmania braziliensis MHOM/BR/75/M2904, 1557 nucleotides long. RefSeq names its product 2-oxoglutarate dehydrogenase, e3 component,lipoamidedehydrogenase-like protein. The record is from RefSeq and is a predicted model, not a curated record. Bases 1 to 1557 code for a protein of 518 amino acids. Gene Ontology annotation, cellular component: mitochondrion; oxoglutarate dehydrogenase complex. The transcript has a single exon. Lineage: Eukaryota; Euglenozoa; Kinetoplastea; Trypanosomatida; Trypanosomatidae. Gene Ontology annotation, molecular function: dihydrolipoyl dehydrogenase (NADH) activity; flavin adenine dinucleotide binding.
AUGUUGCGCCGCUCUUCUGCGUGGCGUAAUGUGCCGUUUCCGGUGCUCCGCAAUGCCGAGGCCUUUCCACGGGUGGACCUCUGCAUCAUUGGAAGCGGCCCGGGAGGCAUUGCGGCCGCCAUGCGCGCUAUCGAAUACGGCAAAUCGGUCUGCAUCGUCGAAUCCCGCCGCGUCGGUGGCGCGGAUUUGUGGGGCGGAACGGUGCCCUCUAAAAUGAUGUGGGCAAUUGCGGACUUCGCGGCCUCCCUGACAGGUCCAGCGUGUAUGCAGGACUUGCUGAAUUCGGAUCAGGUGCGUCGCAUGGUCGACAGCAUCCCUAGCGAGCGCAUCACACAGCUGCUGCAGAAGACGUGCGCCGAGAAGGAGAACGAGUACCGCACAUUGUUGAAGGCCUCUGGGGUGCAGCUGAUUGAAGGUAAGGCAGCAUUUGCCAGCCCGAACGAAAUCGACAUCCACACAGAGGGCACCGGCGAGUAUCGUUCUCUUCAAGCGGACAACAUUGUCAUCGCGACCGGUUCAAGGCCGCGCAGCCACGCCUUUGCCAAGUGUGAUCACACCCGCAUCCUGAACUCCACCGACGUCUUUCAGCGGCCGAUACCGGCGAGUAUGGUGGUAAUCGGUGCCGGACCGAUGGGGUGCGAGGUGGCGUCGAUGUUCGCCAAGCUGGGCCGCACCAAGAUCUACCUGGUGGACAAGGCAGCGCGUAUCCUGCCCAAAGACGACGACGACGUCGCAUUAUAUGUGCAGCGUCACCUCAUCCGUCGUGGCGUCGUCAUCCACCAUGACUGCCGACUGUUUGACCUGGAGGCGGGGGAGGAGAACUGCCGGUACUCGGUGCGCAACAUCCGCAGUGGCGACAUUGACACCUUUCACGCCGAGCGUGCCAUGCUUGCAGUGGGACGCCGGCCCAACCUCGAGGCGCUGGGCCUAGAGAACACAAAGAUGCGGGUGGAGAAUGGGCAGCUGGACUGCGACGAGUACAGCCGCUGCAAGCCGUACAAACAUAUUUACUGCAUUGGAGACGCUACAGGGAAGCAGAAGACGGUGAACACUGCCCAAGCGGCGGGGCAGGCGGUGGUAGACACCAUGUUUGGCUGCUCCCCCAUGCUGGCUGUGAACACGAACGUCCUCAGGAACAUUGCGACCGACAUGUUCCUGGAGAACGAAGUGGCAAGCAUCGGCCUAAGCGAGCAGCAGUGCCGUGCGAGGGGCAUUAGCUACAGUGUGGCGAGGGUCGAGUACAGGCACCUCACCCGCUCCAUCGUGAUGGGGGAGAAGGACGGGUUUGUGAAGAUGAUUGUGACGAACGAUAGCGAAAAGCGAGUGCUGGGUGUUCGUGCGGUGGGGCCGCACGCCGGCUCCGUCGUGGAGGUGGCCUCUUUGCCGAUUCUCAACAACGAGUCCGUGUACACGAUGCUCAAGCACAGCCCUGCUUACCCUUCGCUGGUGUCAGGGGUGACAGAGUGCGCUGCGAUGCUGGUCCGUCGAGGUGCCCGGUGCUCAAACGUGGUGGACGGUAUCUCCAUCAAGGGCUGGGCCCCUGUCUGCAAGACGUAG